GGCUGCAUGAACUUUAGUUACCUCCCACUUUUACACUUGCUACUGUAGCUGAAUAGAUGCAGGCUGAGUUGUCACGGGAGAAGCCCAACUAUCUGUUUCUGGCAUCGCCAUGGGAAGAAGAAGUCUGCUGCUGUGUGGGUAUUUGCUCGUCUGCGUCAUUUACCAAGAGGCAUCUGGCUUGACGGUUCAGAACAAGCUGCUGGGUAAAUGUCUGCAGGUCCAGGGAGGAGCUUCAGGAGGCCGAGUAUCUCUGGGUGAUUGCAGCCCACAUUCGGCCUUACAAGACUGGCGUUGGCUCCCAGAGAGCCAAGCUCUCAGCAAUCACCACACUGGGGAGUGUCUGACUGCACCAGGAGAGCAGUAUGAAGGUGUCCACCUGCAGCCCUGCAUCUUCAGCGGGGCUGAAAGUGACGAGACUGGUGUGGCAGCGGUGGGUAUAAGCAGAGAGGCAAGCAGAGAGGCAAGCAGCCAGGCGUGGUCCUGUUCCAGGAAAGGCCACUUAAGUUUGAUAGGGAGGGGGCUGCACCUUAGUGCCGCACAAGAAUCCACUUUGGUCUUCCUUUCGAGGGAACACAAGCAGCCUGGCAGCAGAUGGCGAGCACUUGACAACCAGACGCUGUGCAGUGGGAGAGACAACCAACACCAAUCUCACCACAAUCUGGGGAAAUCUAUGGUUUUUCCAAGUGCCAUUUCUGAUAUACACAGACAGGCUGAACCAUUUGAAGGUAUAAUGGCAGCCGAGGUCACAGAAGCGUAUCCUGUAAUGGAUGUGCCUCUUCCGUCCCCAAGCACCAAAUCCCCUGCAGAUCCCACCAUGAUUUUCUUCAGUAUGGACUAUGGGAUGGGCUGGAAGAUAACCAUGCUGGUGCUAAGCUCUUUGGCUCUGGUCCUGGGGACUGUAAUUCUUAUCCUCAAUGUUUACUCCAACAGAAGGAAGAAGGUGGUGUGUGUUUUGAAGUCGUACACUCCGAGGCCAGAGGCGAGUGUUCCUGGGUCCCCGGUGCCCAGUGAAAGAGCCCCUCUGACAGAGAACGCCAUGCGCCUCCCACUCUCCACCCCCACUUUACAACGAGGAGAAAUCCUGAUUGAGUGGAAGGAUGGCACUGUUACUCCACUGUACGAGGCCUGAAGGUUGUACUGUUCAUGUAUGUUUGGACAUGUUUGUUUUUUUGUGCAAGGUGAUUUAUGUUAUCUUCUGAAUGGCGUCUGAAGGGGAGAAAGAAAUGGGAAAAACAAAAGGUGAAAUAAGGUUCAGUUUUUUGUUGACUGUUUCAGGCUUUUGGCGUCAAAAUGAUACUAAGCAAGCUGUUAGUGUACUCUAGGCUAUUUCAUAAAGUGGAGAGUUCAUGGAUCAGUAUCAGAGCGUUUCUGCCGCUACCACGGGAACAAAAAAAAGCUCUUGUGAAGCUGCAACAAUAGAAAAAGUUGAGUAUUAGCUGACUGGCCAUAAGUUUUCAAAAAUACUUGUCCUGGCUUUUGAUGUUUGAGAGUUAAGGGGUUGCUUUUUGGAUGAAAGGACUCAGCAAAGUAAACGAUGGCUUAGGCCUUUAGUUGGAUGCAUACUUAGAAAACUAAUCUUUGUUUGCCUAGGCCUAAACUAUAUAAAGAUCUAAUAAUAUAGCCUCAGUUUGAUGUUGGGCAUGGUUGUGCUGUGGGAUCAGCUCAGGUGUCCCUAUACAUAUUUGCUUGAUUUUGAAGAAUUGAAAAGGUGCAAUUUGUGACACAGUGCUUACGUCAUUUAAUAUUGUGCCUAACAGCAUAUCAAGACACACUUUGCCUCCUGAGACUCACAGACUUAAUAUUACUUAUUGAUAGGCUAUUUUAGGAAAAUAUCAUUACAGUUGUGUUGCAACUUUGUUGUGUUGUGUUGCAAGAAACACUGUUUGAUUGGAAGUUGUUUUCAGAACAUAAUUCAGUAUUACUUAGCAAGUACUCUCAUAACUAUAUAGAGUGGUUAAGAUGUUUCAGAAGAAAAUACUAACCAAGUUUAUAUAGAUGUCAGUAGUCUGACACAGUAUGAUUCAGAACUGUAAUGCACUUUGCUUUGAUACUGACGUUACAUAAACUUGUAUUAAUUUACAUUGUUAAUACUUAUAACAUUGACUUGACCUUGACCGUUCAUUCUCGACCUUUGGGAACAGCAGUUGACGAAAUAAUCCCCACUCAAGGUCCACUUGAGCUUUUAACCUUACCACACAUUCUCUAUCAGCAGAUGAAGUUUGCUCAGUUGUCAUGGAGCUGUAGAUGUUUGAACUUUCCAUUAUUCUGAGCGGUUUCGGGACCGCUCAUCCUUAAAAGUUCACAGAUGAAGAAUCUCAAGAACCAGCUUUUGAGUGGAAAUUGUUUUGUCAACUAUCAUUGCCUUUUUGCAUUUGUAUGUGGCAACGUGGUAGAACACUAAUUUGUUGUAAAUGUGUUAGUUUUUUUAACUAAAAAAGUAUUUUAAUACUGUGAACGAGCUAAUAAAAUGUGAUGUAUACAGUUUA
This is a messenger RNA of Sebastes umbrosus (honeycomb rockfish), 2486 nucleotides long. RefSeq lists its product as uncharacterized. The record is from RefSeq and is a predicted model, not a curated record. Bases 110 to 1129 code for a protein of 339 amino acids. Lineage: Eukaryota; Metazoa; Chordata; Actinopteri; Perciformes; Sebastidae. The transcript has 6 exons.